AUGCACAAGCUCACUCUGAUGUGUUUGCUGUCCUUGAUUGUUCAACCAGUCAUUGGAAAUUGGUCACCAUGGUCUUCUUGGACAGAAUGCACUAAACCUUGUGGGCGUGGAAGGAAGUCAAGAGAACGACUAUGUGAUGGUGUCGGUAGUUGUUCAGGUCCUGGCUUUGAAUCCGAUAGUUGUAACAAGAAUGCAUGUCCAGUCAAUGGAAACUGGGGACCAUGGACUUUUAAUGGACCAUGCUCAGUAACUUGUGGACAAGGAGUGCAGGAAAGACUACGAAUUUGUAAUGAUCCUGCUCCUGUAGGGGACGGAAAGCCAUGUGAUGGUGUAGAUAUUGACUCACAAAAUUGUGUUAACGUAGAACAAUGUGCAGUCAAUGGAAACUGGGGACCAUGGACUCUUUAUGGACAAUGCUCAGUAAUGUGUGGAGAGGGAGUGCAAACAAGAACACGAUUGUGUAAUGAUCCUGCUCCUGUAGGGGACGGAGCGCCAUGUAAUGGUGAAAUGACUAGCUCAAAAAGUUGUAACAUAGAAGCAUGUGCAGCAUUCACAGCGACAUUACCCGGAGGUGUUUAUCCAUAUCAGAACGGUGGUCUUAUCGGAUAUCCGAUUAAGCUUUUAGACACUCGUGGUUACAGUAAUGGUAUUUUUACUGUUCUUCCUGGAAUGGGCGGUGUUUACUCGGUAUCUGUUACUAUGAUGUCAGGCUCUGUUACAGGUCACACUACUUUGAGGAAAAAUGGAGAUAUUUUGGUGUGGCUAUUCACUAACAAAGAAUAUGAUAUGGCAUCCCAAACUAUCAACAUUCAUCUGUGGUUCUUCCUCAUGACUUAUUUCAGGCUGAUGUUGAGUAAAGAGCAUGCCCCUGUUUUUGAAGUUCAUGUUAUGUGA
Mytilus trossulus (common blue mussel) is the source of this 894-nucleotide messenger RNA. RefSeq names its product thrombospondin-1-like. The record is from RefSeq and is a predicted model, not a curated record. NCBI's taxonomy places the organism in Eukaryota, Metazoa, Mollusca, Bivalvia, Mytilida, Mytilidae. The coding region runs from base 1 to 894 and encodes 297 amino acids. The transcript has 6 exons.